AUGAUCCCGACCGUUCGAACGCCCGAUUUGGCCCAGGCGGACUUCGAGGCGCUACUGCUGACGUGGACGCCAGGUUCGGAGGGUGGAGACAUGAAAGGGUUGGCUCGGAAGCAGGUUCGGAUGGAGGCUCGGGUGGUGAUGGACGGGGGGGAGAAGGAUGGAGGGCAUGGUCGUAGGGAGGAGAGUGAGGAAGUGAGGGAGAGGGGGAGAGAGAGGGGGUGGGAGCGAGAGAGGAAGAGGGAAAGCCAAAGGGAGCGGCAGAGAGUAAGCGAGGAGGAAGACGACGAAGAGAGGGAGAGGGAUUGGCAGCGAGAGAGGGGUGGAGAGAGGUUAAGAGAGGUGGAAGGGCGGCAGCAGCAGCAGAGGGAAGGGGGAGAGGGAAGUCAGAGGGACGGGGGAGGGAUGAGCAGGGGAGGUGUGAGCGAUAGCGUGGGGAACGGGAAGGGUUUGAGUAUGGACGAUGGGGAGGGGAGGAAUGGGAGCCUGAGAAGCGGUAAUGCCAAGGAGAGGAUGCAGGAGCAACGGCAGCAGGAGGAGCAGCAGGAGGGUGGGGGGAAGAGGGCGAGGAAAGGGAAGGACUCUUCGCCUGAGCCAGACGAAGAUUCAGGCAAUCAAGAGGGCAACAGCAGCGACGGGCAGCCACGCACUCUUAAGCGCCCCCGCCUCGUCUGGACCCCACAGCUGCACAAGCGGUUUGUGGACGCGGUGUCGCAUCUGGGCAUCAAGAACGCCGUUCCUAAAACCAUCAUGCAGCUUAUGAACGUGGAGGGAUUGACAAGGGAGAAUGUGGCUUCACAUUUGCAGAAGUACCGGCUCUACCUUAAGCGGAUGCAGGGCCAUUCUGGGGACGACCCAUCAGGAGGGGACCCGCUCUUCUCCUCCACGCCUCUCCCCACCAGCCUCAACAGCCCGCCCCAGCCCUUCUUCCCCCCAUCCGCGCCUCCUCCCCCCACCGCUCCUCCCCCUCUCAACCCCCUCGCGGCCGCUGCUGCCGCCGCCGCAGCAGCAGGGGGAAACCCUAUGGGGAACCUCAGGGGAGCUCUAUCCGCGUUAGGAGCAGCAGGCCUGUCCUCCCUCCCUCCUUCACUCCACCCAGACGACCCUCUCCUCUCCUCCCCUCACUUCUCCGCGGCUGCUGCUGCUGCCGCCGCCGCCGCCGCUGCUGCAGCAGCCGGAGGAGGGUCAAACCCCCUGCUCUCUUCCCAGCUAGUUGCGUCUCUUUCGAAUUCCCAGCAGCAGCAGCAACAGCAGCAGCAGCAGCAGGCGGCAGCGGCGCAAUACCUUGCCGCUGCUCAUAACCCUGUAGGGAAUCCUCUUGGUGCUGCUGCUGCGGCUGCGGCUGCUGCAGCAGACCCGAUUUUGGGACGGGCGCUGAGUGCGUAUGCGGCCGCUGCUGCGUUUUACGACCUUCAGAACAGUCACGGGCAGAAUAAUCUUGGGCAGAAUAGUCACGUUGGGGCAGGGUUGGGGGGAGGCGCUGGUGGGGGGAUGCAUGGGGGGGGAGGGCUUGGGGGAAUGCACGCUGGGGGACUGGGGGGCGGACAUGGGGGGGGAUUAAGUGGAGGACAUGUGGGGGGGAUGGGAGGAGGGUCGAACCAGCCACCAGGAGCAGCAGCAGCAGCUGCGGCGGCGGCAGCAGCAGCGGCUGCGGCAGCAGCACAGCAGCAAAGGUCACCUUCCCUCCCUUUUGCCCCGUCCCAAUUCAAUUCCUUGCUGUCUGCAGCUUCAGGGGGAAUGGGUGGUGGCUUGGGGGGAGCAAUGGGAGGGGAUAUGGGAGGUGCGGCAGCAGCAAUGGCGGCAGCUGCGGCGGCCGCUGCUGCUGCGGCGGCGGCAGGUUCGGCAGGAGGAGGAGGGGGAGGAGGGGUGGCAGCAGGAAGGGGACCGUCACCGGCUCGACAGGUGCUGAGCCUCUUUCCAGAGCAGCAGUGA
Molecule: messenger RNA, 1929 nt
Organism: Closterium sp. NIES-65
Lineage: Eukaryota; Viridiplantae; Streptophyta; Zygnematophyceae; Desmidiales; Closteriaceae
Source: the annotation of a GenBank genome assembly